Messenger RNA from Salvelinus sp. IW2-2015, 2075 nucleotides. Its product is annotated as cystine/glutamate transporter. NCBI's taxonomy places the organism in Eukaryota, Metazoa, Chordata, Actinopteri, Salmoniformes, Salmonidae. The record is from RefSeq and is a predicted model, not a curated record. Gene Ontology annotation, cellular component: membrane. Gene Ontology annotation, biological process: amino acid transmembrane transport. Gene Ontology annotation, molecular function: L-amino acid transmembrane transporter activity.
GUUCAGCUCAUACAGCUCCACUCGGCUUGUCACCCUCCCCUAGCUUGUCUCGUCUUUCACACUUGUCCUCUACAUCAAGCAAUCUUCAUUGGAUAAAUACAAGCAGUUUCAGUAUAAGAAGYAGGAUAUAUGAAUUUUAUAGUUUAUCCAUAAAGGGAAUUACUAUACUUUUGUGUUCGUAAAGAGAGAAUACUUUUUUGUUCACUUAAAUUAACUACUUGAUUUAUUCACUGGAACGUGUUGGUGUAAGGCUGGCUAUCUAAACAAGGUGUUUUCACACCUUCAAGGCUGCUGAGGCAUGGGCAUAGAUGGAAUUCAGUCGAAGGAAGAGGAGGAUGAGGUGAAGGAGAAGAAAGAAGAUGAAGUGAUCCACCUGAGGAGGACAAUAGGUCUGCUUCCGGCUAUCUCCUUCAUCAUCGGUACCGUGGUGGGCAGCGGCAUCUUCAUUGCACCAAAAGGGGUUCUGAUGAACAGUGGUAGUGUGGGSCUGUCACUGGUGGUUUGGGCACUGUGUGGGGUUCUCUCGACCUUCGGGGCCUUGUGUUAUGCUGAGCUGGGAACCACAUUUACAAAGUCAGGGGGCCACUACACCUAUCUGCUGGAGACAUUAGGACCCUUGCCUGCGUUCCUGCGUCUCUGGGCAGAGUUUUUAUUCAUCAGGCCAGCUGUAGCAUCCUACGUGUCCCUGGCAUUCGGACGCUAUCUGGUGGAUCCCUUUUUCAGCCCUUGUGCUCCUCCCACAGCACUGAUUAAACUGGUCAGCAUCCUUGGAGUGACAUUUGUGGUGGCGAUAAACUGCUGGAGUGUGACCCUGGUCUCUCGCACCCAGAUCACGCUGACAUUCAUCAAGAUGUUUGCCCUGGUCUUAAUCAUCGUUCCUGGCAUCAUGGCAUUAGCCAGAGGACAGACAGAGAACUUUCAGAAUGGCUUUGAGAUUGAUACAUUAACACUGGAUAAGCUACCAUUGGCCUUUUAUUCUGGUCUAUAUGCCUAUGGUGGAUGGUUUUAUCUGAAUUUUGUCACAGAGGAGGUCAUUAACCCAAAUAGAAACAUCCCACUGGCAAUCAUCUUCUCCAUGGUGACGGUGACUGUGUGCUACGUUCUUGUCAACGUGGCCUAUUACACCAUGAUGACAGCAGAGGAGCUUCUUGUGUCUGACGCUGUGGCUGUGACGUUUGCCAAUCGUGCGCUUCACGGCUUGGCCUCUGUGAUUCCUGUACUGGUAGCUGUGUCCUGUCUUGGGGCGCUGAACGGUGGCUUCUUUGGAGCACCCAGGAUGCUGUUUGUGGGGGCCAGGGAGGGACACUGGCCAGUCCUCUUCUCAAUGAUCCACAUCCGUAGAAACACGCCUCUGCCUGCUGUUCUGCUGCUGUAUCCGUUGGUGGUAGUAAUGGUGGCGAGAGGAGAGAUAUUCCAGCUGAUCAACUUUGCCUCCUUCUCUCGGUGGCUCUUCAUUGCCAUGGCGACCAUGGGGAUGCUCAUCCAUCGCUACCGCUUCCCCCUCCACCCAAGACCCUUCAAGGUGCCGCUGGCCAUUGCAGUCACCUUCACAGUGGUGUGCUUCUUCAUCGUUGGGCUGUCUCUGUACUCAGACCCCUGGAACACAGGGGGCAGCUGUGCUCUCACCCUGUCUGGAGUCCCUGUCUACUACCUGACCGUGCACCGCUCACGCCUGCCCACCCGAUGGAGAAAGAUCUUCAACUACUGCAGCAAGCAGCUCCAGAUACUGCUGGAGGUGGCUCAYCAAGAAGUCCAGACCUACUAAAGACGCCUCUUUACUCACACACUGACCGGACGGACACCCAUUGCUGUGCCCUCCAUAUUGCAUAUGGAUGUGAAAACCAAGGCAUGUUAGAUUUGGAAAAUAAUGAGCCGUUAACUCCACAACAUUCACUGCUGGGAAAGUUAGUUCUGCUGAAAAAACCCCCACUGACUAUUGUUUUUGUUUACUUGAAUUAACGGUGUACUUUUUACGCUUUGAAUACGAUAGAUGUUUUGUGUGGAUUAUUUACAUUUAAAAUGACAAUCAUCAGCAAAUGAUGACAUACUGGUAUUUGGUACUCAAAUAAAACAAA